Messenger RNA from Eimeria acervulina, 900 nucleotides. RefSeq names its product ribonuclease hi large subunit, putative. Gene Ontology annotation, cellular component: ribonuclease H2 complex. The transcript has 7 exons. Gene Ontology annotation, molecular function: RNA binding; RNA-DNA hybrid ribonuclease activity. Gene Ontology annotation, biological process: DNA replication, removal of RNA primer; mismatch repair. The record is from RefSeq and is a predicted model, not a curated record. Lineage: Eukaryota; Apicomplexa; Conoidasida; Eucoccidiorida; Eimeriidae. The coding region runs from base 1 to 900 and encodes 299 amino acids.
AUGAAAGUAGAUGACUCGAAGAGACUUACUGAAGAACAGCGGGAGGCGGCCUUUGCUGCGUUUAUGCAGCAAAAGGAGACAUUUGGGCGUAAGGUGAGUUUGAACGAGAUAUCGCACGCUGCUGCUGCGGGUUUAAUUGCUGCGGUUUGUUCGGAGGGGGUUUGUGUGAGCGAGGUGUACGUAGACACCGUAGGCAAGGCGGAGUCUUACCAAGCGAAGCUGCAGCAGCAGUUUCCUUCUUUAAAAAUAACGGUCAGUACAGCUUUAUUAGAAAGCAGAUUCUCUCUGAGCUCUGAGGUGUAUGUGCAGGUGCGGGAGAAAGCAGAUUCUCUGUUUCCAGUAGUUAGUGCAGCAUCAAUUCUUGCAAAAGUAACGCGAGACAGAGCGCUGCGAUCGUGGCCUCCGCCUGAGAGGCCCAGUAAGAGAUUUAAACUCCUGCAGCAGCAGCAGCUGCAGCAGCAGCAGCAGCAGCGAACGGGGCGCCCCAAACGCGACGCGGCUUCUUCGGAAACAGCAGCAGCAGCAGCAGCAGCAGAAGAGGGAAGUGAAGAAGAAGCAGCAACAGCAGAGAAGGAAACUGUCUAUGGCAGCGGAUACCCUGGAGACAGCCUAACUAUUUCUUUUAUGAAGCAGCACAUGGAUUUAGUCUUCGGUUUUCCGAGUAUUGUUCGAUGGAGUUGGCAGACAGCAAAAGAAAUGUUUGAAAAGGAAGGGGUAGCAACAGACUGGUACGAGGAGGUGGAGGAGGAGGGGGAGGGUGGGAUCGACGUUCCCGAGUGUAAACAAAGCCGCAUAACUUCUUUCUUUCAAGUAAAACAAAAGACAGGAGCAACAAUUCAAAGACCAAAGUUCUUUGUGCGCAAUCGCCUGGAGCUUAUUACAUCCGCUUCGCGCAUUUAA